Iphiclides podalirius (scarce swallowtail) is the source of this 2487-nucleotide messenger RNA. The record is from the annotation of a GenBank genome assembly. NCBI's taxonomy places the organism in Eukaryota, Metazoa, Arthropoda, Insecta, Lepidoptera, Papilionidae.
AUGACGUGGCUAGUGCAAGCAAGAGCGGAGGCGCGUAAAGAAUGGAAUCUGUGCUUUAUUCGUGUUGCUGCUGUCGCCUUACUCAUCGCCGCUUUUGCUGAGUGCGUGCGCGGCGAAGAGGAUGCAGACCUGGUGAUCGAGAUCCCUCCGUACGGCUCAGGCGCAGACACAAUCAGCGGGCGUUACAGGCUCGCCUACUCGCCGCCGUAUGGCUCUCCAGCGCCCAACUUCACCGUGCCCGCGAAUGGCCCAAACAUCUACUUUCAAGGGUUGCCCGGCACUAAGUACCACAUCAGGCUCUACUAUUCAAACACCACCUCCAUCGAUCUACUCACGUGGAACCAGACCAUAACCACCGCGCCGGAACCGCCAACGGACCUGAACGUAACGCAGGGUCGUAACAAGAAAACCAUCAUCACGUGGUCGGCUCCCGCCUACGGUGACAACACGGGCUUCCGGAUCGAGGUGAUACCGCUGACGGAUCCGCACGAGGAGAAGCGCAACAUCACCGUGGAAGGGGGCAACGGUAGCUACGAGUUGCGAGACGUUUCGCCCGGCAUCACCUACCAACUGAAUGCCUUCACGUUGCUGCACGACAAGGAAAGCACCGCCUACGCUUCGCACAACUUCACCGUCCGUCCUAACUCACCAAAUAAUAUAAUCUUUUGGUUCCGCAACGAGACCACCCUACUGGCCCUGUGGCAGCCGCCCUUCCCAUCCGGUUUUUACACGCACUAUAAGGUAUCGAUAGAGCCGCCCGACGCCAGCGACUCUGUGCUCUCUGUGAAAAAGGAGGGAGAACCGCCCGGACCAGCGCAGGCCGUCUUCAAGGGACUGUACCCUGGACGCACCUAUAACGUGGCCGUGCAAACUGUUUCGGAGGCGGAGACGUCGGCGCCGGUCACGGCGCAAACGCGCACUGUGCCGCUGCGGCCGUGCAACGUCUCCAUCGACCCUCAUGAGCUGCGUGAGACAUCGUUCCGAGUAUACUGGGAGCCACCCACGGACCCUAGCGAAUUCGAGAAGUACCAAGUGUCAGUGGCGCUAGCGGACAACGGUGACGGCGAUGGAAACGAAGGGCGGCGUCUGUCGUCUACAGUGCGGGCCCGAGAAAAGCCCACCACCGCCGAUUUCGAUGGCCUGGAACCCGGUGGGCACUACACUGUCACCGUGAAGACCAUAUCUGGAAAGGUCACCUCCUGGCCCGCCGCUGCGGACUUCACGCUGAAGCCGCUGGCGGUGCAACAGCUGCAGUGGCGUGAAGCAGACGUGGGUAACGCCGUGUUAGUGCAGUGGCAGCCGGCCGUCGGCAGUACGCAGGACGAGUACAAGGUUUCAUACCAGGAGUCGGGCGCGUCUAAAGACGACAUCAGUACGCUCACCACGCCUCAUACCAAUGUGAAGCUAGAGGGCCUGCUGCCCGGCCGCAACUACACCAUCUCAGUGAGCGCGGUGGCGCGCGGCGAGGAGUCCGAGCAGUCGUCGGUGUGGGCGUCGCGGCGGCCGCUGGCGCCGCCCCAUCUUAAAGCAAAGAUGAAAACUGCAGUAACAGUCUUACAAGAAAUGAUGAUAAAGCAGGGAAAAAUACCUGAAUAUGAUUGCAUUUCACAGUCAGGACCACAACACCAGGCAAUGUUUGAAUACAGGUGCACAGCGUGUGGGGUUUCAGUCACAGCUAUGGCUCGAUCGAAAAAGGAGGCAAAGCAAGAAGCAGCUCGCAUCAUGCUACUACAAUUGGAUGAGCGUGGAUAUGCUGUUCCACCGCCCUUCUGUCGCGGUGGCGCCCCCGUCCAUGCCUUGGGCGCGUCACAGUGUAGCAGCAGCCCUCAGGCGGCGCCGCCCUCGGUGGGGCCGCUGUCGUCGCGCAGCUACGUGGCGCUGCUGAACGAGCUCUGCGAGGAGUACCGGCUGCCGGCCGUGGAGUACGAGCUGACGGCGGACACGGGCCCGCCGCACGCGCGCCACUUCACCUUCCACGCGCGCCUCGGCAUGCACCAGCGCCACGCCACCUCUACUACCAAAAAGUUCGCGCGCCAGCUUGCCGCCGAGCAGCUCUACACCUAUCUCAAGGAGAAUCUCUCCAGAGUCACGAAAGAUUUCGUCGAGGACGACGCGCUGGCUCGUGCGCACGAGAAGGCCAUGGAGCGCUACGUGGAGACGCGCGAGGAGCUGGGCUGGCGGCCGCACCUUGGCCAGAAGAUCGCCGACUACCACUUAGGUCUGUUGACCCACAUCGACAAGGCGAAGCGGCAGCUGGCGCUGGAGGCGCUGGAGGCGAGCCGCGAGUGGGCGCCGGAGCGCGCGCUCGAGGCGGUGGUGGGCGCGCUGGGCAUGAGCGUGGAGCGCCACCGGCUGGCGAGCGAGGAGGGCGAGGGGCUCACGGUGCUAGCGCUGGUGCCGUCGGCGCCCGCGCUGGCGAUGGCCGCGCCCUCGCCGCCCGCCGCCGCCGCCGCCGCGCUGCGCUACCUGCGCCGCGCCCUGGCCGCC